AUGGGCUUGGAUCUGGUCAUUCGCAAUGGGACGGUAGUCUCAGCAUCGGAUGUCCUUAAUGAAUGUGAUAUUGGGAUCAAGGAUGGUACGAUUGUGGUCCUGGGAAAGAACUUGCCGGCCAGGGCAGGGACAGAAGAGGUCGAUGCCGGAGGAGCUUUUGUGACUCCAGGUGGUGUCGACUCUCACUGUCAUCUAUCUCAGUUCUACGAUCCCGGUCCGGGGCAGGAACAGAAAACUCAGGUGACUGAUGGCAACAUUCCUGCGGAAUACAACUUUGCAGGUGACGAUUAUGAGUCCGGAUCGCGAAGUGCAAUUGCUGGAGGGACAACGACCAUUAUGAGCUUCGCAAACCAGUACCGGGACGAUGAAAGCCUAAAACCCGUGAUCAAGGAGUAUCACAAGUUGGCACAAGGCAAGGCCUACUGUGACUACUCCUUUCACGUCAUCGUGACCAAUCCUACCCAGACAGUGUUGAAGGAGGACCUUCCACAAUUGAUCACUCACCAUGGGCUGUCGAGUAUCAAGAUCUUCAUGACGUACGAAUCGGCCAAGUUAAGCGACUACCAGAUUCUCGGUGUCCUGAACGCAGCGCGGGGCAUUGGUAUCACCACCAUGGUCCAUGCUGAGAAUGCGGACGUUGUGGAAUAUCUGACCGAGCAGCUUGAAGCGAAUGACAUGGUUCAACCGCACCAUCACGGAACCUCUCGACCUCCGUUGGUGGAAGGCGAGGCCACGAACCGUGUCGUGGCAUUGGCGGAAUUAAUGAGUGCACCAGUCUUGCUUGUUCAUGUUUCAAGUGCCCUGGCGACCAAAGUAAUUCGCAAAGCACAGACGCGGGGUAUGGUCGUGCAUGGAGAGACCUGCCCUCACUAUCUCUUUCUGUUGGCCGAGAAGAUGAACCAGACUGGGUUUGAAGGUGCCAAGUUUGUGUGCUCACCGCCGUUGAGGGAGACCUCCACGGAUCUCGAUGCCAUUUGGCAGGGCGUGCAGAACGGGACGUUUACCACCAUCUCUUCGGACCAUGCGCCGACGAAGUAUGAUCAUCCAAACGGCAAGAUGAAAGGAUUUUGUGACCACGGCCCUCACGGGAAGUUCAAGUACAUCCCCAACGGGUUACCGGGUCUAGAAACUCGACUACCUCUCCUCUUUACAGGAGGAGUGCUGAGCGGGCGCAUGUCGCCUCAGAAGUUCGUGGAGUUGACAUCCUCCAAUCCAGCCAAGCUCUACGGCCUGACACGGAAGGGAGCCAUAGCGCCAGGCAUGGACGCUGAUAUCACGAUCUGGUACCCACAAGAUGAAUUCGAGCCAUUCCGGCUGUCCAAUGAGAUGCUGCACCACGCCAUUGAUUACACCCCGUAUGAGGGGUUUGAAUUUCGAAAUUGGCCGAGAUACACGUUUCUGAGAGGCCAGUUGAUGUUUGCAGAGGGUAAACUCGUUGGUCCUCGAGGUGCUGGAGCAUUCGUACGUAGGACACCUUCAAUCCUCGGAUCCUGCACGCCCGUCGUUCAGACCAUGUGGCGGAAUUAG
Molecule: messenger RNA, 1527 nt
Organism: Exophiala bonariae
Lineage: Eukaryota; Fungi; Ascomycota; Eurotiomycetes; Chaetothyriales; Herpotrichiellaceae
Exons: 3
Coding region: 1-1527 (508 amino acids)
Cellular component (GO): cytoplasm
Molecular function (GO): hydrolase activity, acting on carbon-nitrogen (but not peptide) bonds
Source: RefSeq, a predicted model, not a curated record